UCCCUGCGUGAGCAUCGCACCCCAUGUCUAACCCACAGUGACAGCAGCUCCUCCACUUCACCGCGUGUAGCCUGCCAAACCACGGGAUUUCUCUUCUUUUUUUCCUUUCUUUUUAUUCUUCUUUCUAUCAUCACUUCAUCCAGAGCUGCGUUUUUCGUUUUGACAUCGCUCGUCAUUACAGCGCGUCCAGAGAGGGAUCCAAUUAGAGACAACCAACUUGUUCGCGAAGGAGAAGUGAGAAGGCGCAUCCUGAAGUUGGGAGGAGAGCGAGAGCGCGAGAGAGAGAGAGAGAGAGAGAGGGGGGGGGAGAGAGACAGUGAGAGAUACAGAAAGAGGGGAGCGAGAGAGAGCGCGCAGACCGAUGGCCGCCCUGAUCAGCGCGUACUCGUCGUGGCCGGAGUCCUUCGAGUGCUCCGCGGGAGGUGGGGACGUGCCCGACGGCCACGGCUCCCACAGCAGGACACCUGUGGACAAGGCGUCGGAGCCGCGCAUCCGGCGGCCCAUGAACGCCUUCAUGGUGUGGGCCAAGGACGAGCGCAAGCGGCUGGCCGUCCAGAACCCCGACCUGCACAACGCCGAGCUCAGCAAGAUGUUGGGCAAGUCAUGGAAGGCCCUGACUCCCCCUCAGAAGAGGCCCUAUGUAGAGGAAGCUGAGAGACUUCGGGUGCAGCACAUGCAGGACUACCCCAACUACAAAUACCGGCCUCGCCGGAAGAAGCAGCUGAAGCGUAUCUGCAAGCGUGUGGACCCCGGUUUCCUCCUGAGCGGGAUGGGUCCUGAUCAGAAUGCUCUCCCUGACCACCGUGCCCUCUGUCACCCACUUGAAAAGGACGAGGGCAGCCCUAACAAUGUCAGCGGUGGGUUCUCCACCUCCAGCCCUGCCCUGCCUAGCGUCAGAUCCUUCAGAGACCCCGCCAGCUCCAGCAGCAGCUUUGACACGUACCCUUAUGGUCUGCCUACUCCUCCUGAGAUGUCCCCCUUAGAUGCCAUGGACCAUGAGCACGUGACCUCCACUUAUUACUCAACGUCUGGUGGUACCCCUGCCUCCUGCACCUCCUCGGUCUCCUGUCAAGAUGAGCACCGUCCAACUCAGACGCACAUGGGGAGCCCACCCCCGUACCACGCUGACUACACCCAGACGCAGCUCCACUGUGGGGCCGCACACCUGGGCCACAUCUCCCACAUGUCCCAAACAGGCGGCGGCGGUGGACUGAUCUCUGGUCCACCGUUGCCCUACUACAGCACCUCAUCUUUCUCCCAGGUUCACCAUGGGCUCCAUCAGGGUCAUCUGGGUCAACUGUCCCCCCCACCAGAAACACAGGGUCACCUGGAGACCCUGGACCAACUGAGUCAAGCUGAGCUUCUGGGUGAGGUGGACCGCAACGAGUUUGACCAGUAUCUAAACUCCACCGGGACCGGGUUCCACCCUGAGCAAGGUGGGAGCAUGACUGUUGCAGGACACAUCCAGGUGGCAACGGCUGCCUCUGCUUCCACCACCACUUGUCCCAGUAGCACCACGGAAACCAGCCUCAUCUCCGUGCUCGCGGACGCCACGGCAGCCUACUACAACAACUAUGGCAUCUCGUAAGCUGUUCCCCUACGUAGGUAACGGCACCCAAUACACCUGUGACUGACCGACCAGAGACAACAAAGGGUUGGGUCAAGUUGUGUUUGGGAUGAAGUUGCUCUUGAGUGCUGACCGGGGAAACAUCUCUUUUACUCCCUUUUGUAGCCUUUACACCUUUACUGUAAACAGGGAAACUUUAGCAUUGACUCCCCCGAUUGGCACGUUCAUGUGCAAAUUCAUCCUCCAGCAAUCAAAACCUGAUCCAGUUACAGAGCAAUAUGAUUGUUUGGCGCCAAGGGAAGAACAAAUGGGAUUUGGAGGAGUAAAAAGAGAGGGAUAUGGACACCUCAGGGAUGCACACACAGAACACUAUAUAUAUAUAGUAUGUCACCUCCAAAUGAAGUUUCCAAACCAGAACAAUUGCAUGGACUCAACGUCCACUUGUAAAUGUCUUUGCUCAUCGUUGCCACUGAGGCAUGUACAGAUGCUCCCGAGAAGCUAAUUUAAGUAUUUUGAUGUCUCGCAUUAUGCCAAUUGUAAUGCUAUUAUCGAUUCUUCCCAUUUUGAAUGUUUGUAUUCUUUGUUCCUGCUCUCAUUCGGUGGGAGUCUUACCUCAGUAGUUUGUAAUUAAAUGAGGAUUAGCCGGACACUUCUUAUGCAAGUCUCCCCAGCAAAAAUGGUGUAUAAUGAAGAAAAAAAAGGGCAUCUAUACUUCUUCUCAAGUACUUAAUAAUAUAUAAUCAUAACCUUUACGAUGAAAAUAAUAAUAACUAUCUAAUUGUAUGCUGAUUUAGGUUUGUGAGAGACAAUUAAUUUAAAAUAAAGUUCCACUUUUAUAAUUGAUGUGAUUGCCACUUUGAGAAGGCGUCCCUGCAGGCGCCGGCCGACCACAUGUUACACGCCACAGAAUAAAAAUCCUCUCUCUAUCAUUUCAUUAUUAUACCUGUGUUGCAGUGUUCUUAAUUUAUACACUUGUCAGCAUUGUGCAGUAACAGAUGAAGGCGAAAUUUCCCCCAGUUUUACAUGUGCUCGUACCUUGAAACUAAUCAGUACAAUCAUUAUCAAAUUUCAUGAAUAAAGAUGAAAACAAGA
This is a messenger RNA of Lampris incognitus (smalleye Pacific opah), 2659 nucleotides long. It is a transcript of the gene sox7, whose product is annotated as SRY-box transcription factor 7. NCBI's taxonomy places the organism in Eukaryota, Metazoa, Chordata, Actinopteri, Lampriformes, Lampridae. The coding region runs from base 362 to 1588 and encodes 408 amino acids. The transcript has 2 exons. The record is from RefSeq and is a predicted model, not a curated record. Gene Ontology annotation, biological process: cell differentiation; anatomical structure morphogenesis; regulation of DNA-templated transcription. Gene Ontology annotation, molecular function: RNA polymerase II cis-regulatory region sequence-specific DNA binding; DNA-binding transcription factor activity, RNA polymerase II-specific.